This is a messenger RNA of Adineta ricciae, 507 nucleotides long. The record is from the annotation of a GenBank genome assembly. NCBI's taxonomy places the organism in Eukaryota, Metazoa, Rotifera, Eurotatoria, Adinetida, Adinetidae.
AUGUUAAUGAAAAAUUUUCUUGCAAAUAUUCUUCUUAAAGUUUAUGGUGACAAAUCCGAGAUGGCACAUUCAGUUGAAGGACGCGUGCCAUAUCUUGACCAUCAUGUUGUCGAUUAUGCCAACCGCUUACCAACAGCGAUGAAAUUGAAAAUCAAAAAUGGUUCGUUGAUAGAAAAGUACAUUUUGAAAGAAGCCGGCCGGCCGUUUAUUACAGACGAUGUUUAUAAAAGAGAGAAACAUCCGUUUCUUGCACCACCGACAUUACUGAAUCCGAAAUCGAAAAUUUAUCAAUAUAUUUAUGAUAAUAUUCAUUCUCGUGAUAUGAAUCAAUUAGAUUCGCUAUUCGAUAUUCCACGAUUGCGCCAGCAAUUAGAUGAUUUACAUAAUGACAAUGAGUUAACGAACAAGAAGUAUCUAUGGGGAGAACUGGCUUUGUUAGAAGGCAAAUAUUUAAUGAUUUGUAGUUAUUUAACUUUAGCCAGACGCUUCCAUGUUAAAUAUGAUUGA